UAUGCUCGUUCUAUAGGUUCUCAUGAUUCCUUCAGCUUCUGGGUGGAUGAGCAAGCUCCAGUCGGUCCAGACCAGAAAGCAUAUGUGAAGCACCUGGUUGCGAUAUUUCGCUUUCUGGCCAAGAAGGUGAUGAAGAAGUGGUCCAUGACCCAGAACCUCACCUUCAGGGAACAGCUUGAGGGAGGAAUACGCUAUUUCGACCUGCGUGUUUCCUCCAAACCGGGAGAACCAGGACACGAGAUAUACUUUAUCCAUGGGCUGUUUGGACACAAAGUACGUGAUGGCCUUAAUGACAUUAACAAUUUUUUGACCAUACACAAGAAAGAGGUUGUUUUUUUAGACUUCAACCAUCAUUAUGCAAUGAGCGAGGAGCAUCAUCAUUACCUAAUCAAGAUGCUGAAGGACGUGUUUGGUCACAAGCUCUGCAGGAUUGACGUGGUGGAGGAAAUUACUCUGAACUAUCUGUGGGACAACAGGUACCAGGUCCUAGUGUUCUACCACCAUCCAUCUGCUGAGAGCUGUCCUGUGAUGUGGCCUGGUUGUAAAAUUCCCGCCCCCUGGGCCAAUACCACAGACGCCUCCAAGCUCAUCCAGUUCCUGGAGACGACUCUGGGUGAACGAGCCAAAUACGGCAGCUUUCAUGUGUCUCAAGCCAUUUUAACCCCACGUGUCAAGACCAUCGCCAGGGGCCUGGUACGGGGGCUAAGAAACUACCUGGUGGAGAAGUGA
Sinocyclocheilus grahami is the source of this 729-nucleotide messenger RNA. RefSeq names its product PI-PLC X domain-containing protein 2. The record is from RefSeq and is a predicted model, not a curated record. The annotation marks the transcript as partial. The transcript is spliced from 2 exons. Gene Ontology annotation, biological process: lipid metabolic process. Lineage: Eukaryota; Metazoa; Chordata; Actinopteri; Cypriniformes; Cyprinidae. Gene Ontology annotation, molecular function: phosphoric diester hydrolase activity.